This is a messenger RNA of Aspergillus caelatus, 484 nucleotides long. RefSeq lists its product as uncharacterized. The transcript has a single exon. Bases 81 to 254 code for a protein of 57 amino acids. The record is from RefSeq and is a predicted model, not a curated record. NCBI's taxonomy places the organism in Eukaryota, Fungi, Ascomycota, Eurotiomycetes, Eurotiales, Aspergillaceae.
CAUACACCCUCCUCGCCUUCCUCCCCCGCAAACCGGGCAUCACUCCAACCGCCUUCAAAUCCCACUACGAAAACCACCACAUGCCCCUCCUCAGAGAUAUUCUAGGCCCCGACCGCUUCCCUACCGUCCACAAACGAUACUACUUAUCCCGGGUCGAGGGGCCUCUCCAGGACGCCACAGGCAAAUCCACAAGCGAGACCACCGCUACUGACCCCCACCCCCCGACGAGGGAGUCAUCAUCCCCAGCACUGUAGCCGGGGAAUUCUCGUGGGAUUGCUGUGCGGAGGUCGUCUUUCGUGAUGAGGCACAAUACGAGGCGUUACAUGAGGCGUUGGCGGCGCAGGGAGAGCGGUUACGAGCGGAUGAAGAGUGAUUUAUGGAUUGGAGGAGGGUGAGAGUUGUUCGUUUUGGGGCGGGGGCGGAGGUUAGUUCUUUUGAUGGGUAGUGUUUUAUUUUAUUUGUAUUGGGACGUAGAGGAUUUGAG